GACAGCAACUUUGCUACAACGCAUGUAAACACAAAUGCAUGUGUACAUUCAUGUUUUUUGGCUAUACUUAAUAUUUUUUUAAUUUUUAAAGUAAUUAAAUCAAUAAUUUUGAAAAAUGGUGAAGAAAUGUGCAGUUAAAAAUUGUAUGAGUGGCAGUAUAGCAGAACGAAAAAUGAAGUUGAAGCAAAAUAAUCGUCCAACGGCUUUAUUUCAAGUACCAAAGUGUCCGAGCAUGUUGCAAAAAUGGAAUGAUUAUGAUGUCGCUCAAACCAGUGAAUACGUCAUUGCCUAUAUAGCUGGUUACGUUGUCCGAAAAAUGCACCGAUUUUCUCGAUGUGAAAACUGUCUCAAAAGUCUUGAGUCCGAGACAUCAUCUGAUAGAGAUAGAGUUAUCGACUUAAUGAGUGAACACUGCAAACGUCCAAGUGAUAAUUUAUUUCUUCUCAUCCAGAAAUUAGAAAAUACUGUUUUAAGUGUUGUCGGGACUAAAACUGUAAAAAUCGAUACGAUAAAUCAAAUUGUUGAUAAAAUUUCAACAAAGAAAUCAUUACCUUUCUUAGGAUGCGACGAACAUCAAUCAAUUUUGAUGAAAAAAAUUUUAAGUUAUUUUAUUACGAUUAGGGGCCACUUUUUAGCAAGCCAUAUUAAUAAAAACUAUAACGAAAAAAAAAUGAAAAAUAAGAAAUUACGAAAAAUUUCGAAAAUAGUGUAAAUCGUACUUAUAUAACUUAAUCGUACUAAUUAAAAUAUUAUUUACGUGACAUAAGCUUUUUGAUAAAUUAUUAUCGUAUAUAUAUAUUA
Cotesia glomerata is the source of this 801-nucleotide messenger RNA. RefSeq lists its product as uncharacterized. The coding region runs from base 116 to 712 and encodes 198 amino acids. Lineage: Eukaryota; Metazoa; Arthropoda; Insecta; Hymenoptera; Braconidae. The transcript has 2 exons. The record is from RefSeq and is a predicted model, not a curated record.